Anastrepha ludens (Mexican fruit fly) is the source of this 1506-nucleotide messenger RNA. RefSeq lists its product as uncharacterized. Gene Ontology annotation, biological process: DNA integration. The transcript has a single exon. The record is from RefSeq and is a predicted model, not a curated record. Gene Ontology annotation, molecular function: nucleic acid binding. NCBI's taxonomy places the organism in Eukaryota, Metazoa, Arthropoda, Insecta, Diptera, Tephritidae. Bases 1 to 1506 code for a protein of 501 amino acids.
AUGAUGGAGACAAACUACAUUCUCAACAUCAUCAAUGGCAUUAGCUCGUACCCCCAUUGCUUACGUCUAGUCGCCUGGUUAUUCCGGUUUUUUGAUUCGUCCAGCAAGAAAUCAAGGUUCACUACCGCUUCACCAUCGCCUGACGAAUUGCGACGCGCUUCACAUUGCUUAACAUGGAACGUUCAACAGCAUCACUUCUCUGUCGACUUUCAGUUACUAAAGAAAAAUCGAUCAUUAAAAAGUAAUUUAAAAUUUUUGACUCCAUUUAUAGACACUUCGACUGGAUACGAGCUUAUCAAGGUUGGUGGCCGUCUGGACUACACCGAAUUACCAGACAGCCAAAAACAUCCAUUGCUGUUGCCCAGUAAUUCACAAUUUAUUUUGACGUAUGUACGCCAUUUACAUCUUCGCAAUUACCAUGCAGGCCCAAAAGCCUUAGUCGCCUUGAUCCGCCUUGAAUAUUGGAUUGUCAACGCCAGAGAUUUGGCCCGUCGCGUCGUUCGUUCGUGUGUGCAUUGCGUUCGAUACAAGCCCACCUUGCUGCAGCAAGUAAUGGGACCCCUACCAAGAGAGCGUGUCCAACCAACACGUCCAUUUGAACGCUGCGGAAUCGACUUUUGCGGACCAAUAAGCACUUACCUGCGAGUCCGAGGAAAGACACCUACCAAAUCAUACUUGGCGAUAUUUGUUUGUCUUGUCACUAAGGCGGUUCAUAUUGAGGUGGUCUCGGACUUGUCUACAAAAGCAUUCCUGAACGCUCUAAAACGUAUGGGUGGUCGGCGAAAGAUGCCGUGCCACAUUUUCUGCGACAACGCCACGAAUUUUGUAGGAGCAUCCCACCAUUUGCAAGAGGUCAAACAAUUUUUGUUCAAGCACGAAACCCAGAACGAAAUUAACAAAUAUUGCUCUUCCGAUUUUAUUAAUUUCCAUUUUAUCCCACCUAGGGCACCCCAUUUUGGCGGCCUCUGGGAAGCAGCAGUUAAAAGCGCAAAGGGACUGCUCUAUCGCACAUUGGCUAAUACAAGAUUAACAUAUGAAGAACUGAGCACUGUAGCUGUGGAAAUAGAGGCCAUACUAAACUCGCGUCCGGUCUCACCGCUAUCAUCAGAUCCCAAUGACUUUGAAGCACUCACUGCUGGACAUUUUUUGGUCGGGUCAUCGCUACGUGCCCUACCCGAAAGCUCACUCGAAGAGAGAAAUAUCUCGAAUUUGGAUCGAUACGAUAUGAUUACGGCCAUCAAGCAACGCUUUUGGCGCCGCUGGUCUUCAGACUAUGUCAAUGAACUACGCUCACGAGUCAAGUGGACGACACCUACACCCAAUCUUGCAGAAGGUACGCUAGUGAUCAUCCACGACGAUAACCUCCCACCACAACGCUGGAAGCUUGGUCGCGUUGAGUCGACCGUACGUGGACGAGAUGGUCACGUUCGAGUUGUGCGCCUCCGCACUACUAAUGGGAGCUGUUGCCGGCCUGUUCACAAUCUUGCCAUCCAGCCAGUGUCUUGA